Messenger RNA from Cottoperca gobio, 1460 nucleotides. It is a transcript of the gene miip, whose product is annotated as migration and invasion inhibitory protein. The transcript has 9 exons. NCBI's taxonomy places the organism in Eukaryota, Metazoa, Chordata, Actinopteri, Perciformes, Bovichtidae. Gene Ontology annotation, biological process: negative regulation of G2/M transition of mitotic cell cycle; negative regulation of cell migration. The record is from RefSeq and is a predicted model, not a curated record. Bases 112 to 1314 code for a protein of 400 amino acids.
AUUGUUGUCAACGCGUUGUUAUGGAGUCUGGUUUAAAUCACAGAAGAGUCGUUGUUUGUUUCCCUCUCAGUAAAUUAGAUAAACCUGCUUUAACGUGGUUUAAAUAAAUAAAUGUCCUCCAUGGACCGAAUUUACGUUUUAAGAGAUCGUAACAAAGAUUUAUUAAAUCAGUUGAAGCAGCAGAGAGAGAAACUGGAGCGGUUUAGCGGCUGCAGUCAGAGCCGCAAGAGGGAGAGAGAGGACGAGGCUGAGCAGAAGAGAGACCCCGCAGAGAUCCGGACCCUGACCGAUGGAGACCGAGGUUCUGCCCGGGCCGCCCUCGCCAAACCUACCGUGAGAUUUGCGGAUACAUGUGAAGGACAAACAAGCAUCCAGAGCACUUUUUCAACACCUACUUUCAAAAGUAAACACAGAGAAGGGACUGCUCAACAUACAACAUCAUCAGACCUUUCCAAAGAUGGCAACGGACGACCUCUUGUCCACAGCAGGCUGCAGGAGACGAGGCCAGCCAGCAACAAGUCCUGUCUAGUAAAUCGCAGCAAAGAACAGAGGGAUGUGCGGAGUCGAGUCACAUUUCAGACUGAUGAAUGCGACGAGAUAUCUGCCUCAGACAGGCAUCAUUUGCAGCCUUUACUCGGAUAUGACUGGAUAGCAGGAGUCCUGGAUGCUGAGGACUCCUUGAUAGAGCGCUCUGACAAGUUCUUCAAUGACCUGCGCACCUUUCGAUCGCUUAAUAAAGACCAGUGUGUCCACAGCCCACAAGUGGAAUUUCCUGAUAAGAACCAUUCGGUCCUGCCACUGCUGACCGACAAGGACGGGCCAGAGGCUAACACGGACACUCAUCAAUGUACGUUCUCUUACAGGAUUAACAGCAGGCUGUUCCCCGUCCCACUUAACAAUCAGGAGUGCUGCCCGGUGUGCAAAGAGCACAAAUCCUCCCGGCCUCACACUUCUGCUGAACCGGCUCUCGUUAGGAUCAGCAUCCCUCGCUCCACCCUCUUGCCAUCUUACAAGUACAAAGCUCAUCGGCGAUGCAGCUUUGACCCUUCUGAUAGUUUGGGGUUACCAUCGCACUGUCUCUCAGGCUGGUCGAACACAGGGCAGAGCUCGCUGCUGCCGCCCAGCAGCCUCGAUCUGCGGAGCAGUCUGAAUAUGAAGAGCUCCAAUGGGUCACAGAACAAGGAACUGGAGAAUCUAUCUACACACAAAGUGUCUGGAAACAAGAUCUCCGAUGUGUCUCGCUUGGCUCGUCACAACUUCCAACACUUCUCUUCCAAAAGAAAACUAGGAAGCACAUUUUACCCUUUGCACUGACAAACAAUCAAAGGCUAUUUUGAAGUGAUUAUAGAAGUUCCUGUGAGUCAUUUGCCCAAAGUGAUUUCCUUUUUUAUGCUCCUGUAUUAAUUCUCUGUAUUUUGCAAAUGUUUUAUUUCAAUAAAGUGUUUCUGUAAUAUCUCCUG